Symbiodinium necroappetens is the source of this 479-nucleotide messenger RNA. NCBI's taxonomy places the organism in Eukaryota, Dinophyceae, Suessiales, Symbiodiniaceae. The record is from the annotation of a GenBank genome assembly.
GCGAUCGUUUCACCGUGGACAUGCUCCAGGAUAUCUUGCAAGACGUCCCCGAUCGCGAGGGGCUGCUGAGCUGCGAGGACUUGGCGCGCCGCCUCCGCCGCCCGGAUCCAGCUCCGGAGCCGCAAGAGUCCAAGCGCUACGACCUGGCUCAGAAGCAGGGGCUUGCGGACUUCCUGAAAGUGCGAGCCGACUUCAUUCUGAAGCUGCACCGGGAAGGACAGCGUCUCCCGCGGCGCCAGGAAGCGGAGUCCGCCUACGUGGACUGCCGCACGGCACUUGUGACACACGAGGAGGUGCAAGUCUGGGCCGACGGCAAGGCGCCUGACGGCACCCAGAUCGUUUCGCUGUCCCACUGCUGGGAGUCGAGGGAGCACUGUGACCCCUACGGCUACCAGCUUUCCAAGCUAGCCGAGGUUGGUGUGCCGCUGAGAGGGAGUGGUCCAGUACAAGGGCAGCCACCAACCUUUCGCGCGAAGUAG